Molecule: messenger RNA, 1688 nt
Organism: Westerdykella ornata
Lineage: Eukaryota; Fungi; Ascomycota; Dothideomycetes; Pleosporales; Sporormiaceae
Product: Rox3-domain-containing protein
Exons: 2
Coding region: 259-1230 (323 amino acids)
Biological process (GO): regulation of transcription by RNA polymerase II
Cellular component (GO): mediator complex
Molecular function (GO): transcription coregulator activity
Source: RefSeq, a predicted model, not a curated record
CGCCGCUCUCAGUUCCUCGACCCGCCUGUCCUCCAAGUCGUCAUCCUCAUGUCCGAACAUACGGCAAAGCGGCAGCGUCUGACGGGGCGCUUCUCGCCUUCCUUGUCGACAUCGCCGCCCUACCACAGUAUCGCCAAGGCGCGUGAAGAGACAAAGACCGUUGUUCACCCUAACACUCCAACCUCCCCACCCUAUCCUUCCACGCACACGCACUCACUUGGAAUGUCUGGAACGAAUGCGACCGCUCCAGCCUCCGAAAUGACUCCUCCCUCGUCCGUCCACAUGUCCCAGCAACCGUCCCAAUCGGCGGCCUCUGCUUCGAACCCCCCACCGUUCGCGACUCCAAGCAGCCUCUCGGGUGCUGCUGCGUCCUCCAAUAAUGAGGGUGACGGCGAUUUCGUGAUGGCCGACAAUGCGGCGGAUGACACAGGUGCACCCAGCGUAGACAGACGUACCGAUCAUGAGCGGGACAGUUGGAGUUCUCUCCCGGGUCAAGGCGCUGCAGCAGGAGGUAUUCCUGGCAGCGGUCUGUUCAAGCUGGCGCAAACCUCUCACCCAAUGUCCCGACCAAACCCGGCAGAAGAUCUAUUCAGCCUCUUUGGGUUGAGUGACACAGCCAAAUCCGUGGCAAGGACUGACCCAAAUACGGGAGAAAAGAUUAACAAGCUUAGAAAGUCUUAUGAAGGCCACAUCAAAGCGUUGCAAAUAGCAGGCAAAGCAAAAGCCGUUAAGCACGAGCACCUCCUCACACAGUACAUGGCCUGGCCCGAGGAAGAAUAUCGCAAUCAGAGGAUCAUGGGGAAUGAGUUCGAAAAGGCCUUGGACAUGGGAACACAGAAACUGACCGGGGGCUUUGAAUCACUGAUGAACAAUGCCUUUGCUGGUAUGGGUCCCGGGGCUCUUCCGCCUCAAGAAGCACAGAAGUGGCGGACCUAUCUUGGUACCGACGAAGUUUUGAAGACCAAGCCAACUGCCGAAGGUGCACAGAACAGGAACAUGCCUACUCCAUCAGCUGCACCAACACCUGUCGCCGCCCCACCCGCCAGGGCAGCAAGACCAGAGCGGCCCGGUGCAAAGCGCAGUUACAUGGAUGCUUCGUUCCAAGGGUACAGCGAGAGUUUCGCAGACGACAGUUCCGACAAGGACGAUGGGCAGAGCAUGGCGAAGAAGCGCAGAUUGGGGUUUGAGCGGACAUCUCACCAAGUAGAGGUGGGCGGCGCACGUCGCUAGAGGCGAAAGCCCAAAGUUUGAACUCACCACUGGUCUCCCGUACCGCUGUCGUUUUUGCGGAGACCAGGCUUCCUCGGCAAUUCGGCGUUUGGCGGUUUCAAGGAGUAGGCGGAAAACGGCGUUCUACUACACUACGAAAGCGAUUUAUCGAUUAUCUGGUAUAUUUUUUAUUCGGAGGGAGUUGGCAUACUUGGGCUCUGGGGGUUAUCUGGUCCCGCUGGUUUUAUUUGGAAGCCAGUGUGUUUUUUCUGCAGCGCGUGUCUUUCUCUGCACGGAUGAGGUCCUCACGGAUGAAUGGAAGGGUGGGAGAGACGACAGACGAGCGAUGAAGGUGAAGGAGGACUACUUAUUGUUUUGUGCAUACCUGGGUGGCAUUAGUUCCCCCCCUUAUGAAGAUACCCGAAAACUCUGCACUGCAUAUGAAAUACCAUAGGAAGGAAAUGGCAUUAUCAAAAAAG